AUGUAGAGAUGUAGAGCAGAUCUUUUUCCUGCACUUCCUAAUAAUACAAAUGGCACUUUGUCGUGUGAUACAUUUAACGUUACACAAAAUACAUGGCAUUUCGACGAGGUGUAAGGCUAGCGGGCAGAUUACUUAAAUAUGGAGCUAUCAUACAUUGCACGGCAGAGUUUGUUGGACAUAUCACAGUGUGUCAUGGGUCAUCUAUGGAGCCUACUAUUAAAGGUGGGGAUGUUGUAAUCGUAGAGAAGAUCAGCAUUAACUUUCAAAAUAUAGAAAGGGGAGAUGUAGUACUAUGCAGAUCUCCAGUGGAUCCUAGAACAUUGGUAAUGAAACGAGUCACUUUGAUUGAAGGUGAUGUGUUGGAUAAAACUUCAACUUCACCUUUUCUAGCUAAGGUGCCCACAGGUCAUGUAUGGUUAGAGGGGGAUAAUACAGAGCAGUCUAAAGACUCUAAUGACUAUGGUCCUGUACCAUAUGGGCUUCUCCAAGGAAAAGUCUUGUUGAAGGUAUUUCCUAUAAACAGGUUUGGACUACUAAAAGACAAAUGCCUGGAUUGAACAGCCGUGUCCUUGCCCCUGUGUAUGGAACUCUCACAAGAGGAGCUGUGCAAUCACUUUGGUUUGGAUGUGUCAGAAAAAGGAACCAAAGACAUAGCACUGUGCUGUGGUCUCAGUUUGGAAUUCUCGAAACAAGGACUGCCAUCACUUCAUUUGUCUGCCAACCAUCAAAAGAAAUAUUGUACUUGGCACCUUAACUGUGAUAUUCCAAUGAAAAGGAUUUGAAAAGGCAAGGUUAUUGAGUCCUUCAGUAACCUUUUGGAUUUAGGGAUUUUCUUCAGGCCCUGCACAAUUGGCUAUUACUGGACUAGCUUGGUGCUACCUGUGUACACAUGUUGAGUCAGAUGUUAUAUUUGGUAGUGUGAGUCCAUCUUUGAUUAAGCCUUUGACUUUUGUAUUAAUAUUUUCAGUACUUGUUUAAAUCAGAUUCUUAAAACCACUAUUGUGUCAGUGACAUUCUCAGCUUUGUUAUUUUAAUU
Molecule: messenger RNA, 1036 nt
Organism: Lingula anatina
Lineage: Eukaryota; Metazoa; Brachiopoda; Lingulata; Lingulida; Lingulidae
Product: mitochondrial inner membrane protease subunit 1-like
Cellular component (GO): membrane; mitochondrial inner membrane peptidase complex
Molecular function (GO): serine-type endopeptidase activity
Source: RefSeq, a predicted model, not a curated record